Molecule: messenger RNA, 405 nt
Organism: Sinocyclocheilus rhinocerous
Lineage: Eukaryota; Metazoa; Chordata; Actinopteri; Cypriniformes; Cyprinidae
Product: protein regulator of cytokinesis 1-like
Exons: 4
Coding region: 1-405 (134 amino acids)
Biological process (GO): microtubule cytoskeleton organization; mitotic spindle midzone assembly
Cellular component (GO): cytoplasm; mitotic spindle midzone; spindle
Molecular function (GO): microtubule binding
Source: RefSeq, a predicted model, not a curated record
AUGGAGCCAUGGUUUCAAAACCUGUGUAAAAAAGCCACAGACCCCUCUCGCUUUAACAACAGAGGGGGAAACCUGCUGAAGGAGGAGAAACAGAGAGUCGACCUGCAGAAGAGUUUGCCGAAGCUGGAGAAGAGUCUGAAGGCUCAGAUUGACCAAUGGGAAGCGACGCACUGUAAAGAGUUUCAUGUGAACGGGCAGCCGUUCCUGCAGUAUGUGGAAGACCAGUGGAAUCGACACCAUAUGGAGAAAGAGAGAGAAAAACAGGAACGGCAAAUGAAGAAAAUGAAGCAGACGGAGGAAGAUCUGCUGUACGGCACCAUCAUCAGAACCCCAACCAAGAGAAGACUCGCUGGAACCCCGACACCUGGAAAAACACGCAAGGUACUGACUGCAUAUGUGUACUAA